Molecule: messenger RNA, 1038 nt
Organism: Papaver somniferum (opium poppy)
Lineage: Eukaryota; Viridiplantae; Streptophyta; Magnoliopsida; Ranunculales; Papaveraceae
Product: nudix hydrolase 3-like
Exons: 11
Coding region: 1-1038 (345 amino acids)
Cellular component (GO): cytoplasm
Molecular function (GO): dipeptidyl-peptidase activity
Source: RefSeq, a predicted model, not a curated record
AUGAAAGCUGCUGAGCUGCUUCGUAAAGCAGGGGAUUUGACAGACUGUCCAAGUUUGAAGAGGUUGCUGAAAACCAAAGCUGAUGCUUUUCUUUCAAACGAUUACUACGACUCUGACAUAGCUUGGAUGGAGUUGGAUUCUAAACUGGAUAUUACCAUUGGUCCGUAUGAGACAUAUGAAGAUGGAAUUUUUGGAUACAAGGCUACGUUUGAAGCAUUCAUUGGAGUGCGGGAUGACGAAUCAACUUCUCAAGUUAAACUCUUCGGGAAUCAUUUAAAGGAUGUGAAGGGUCCUCAAACCGUGGCUUUCAAUUUGCCAAAUGAUGAGCGUAUAGUAAAUGAGCGUGGAACAUCAAUGGUUAUGCUCAAGAAUGUUUCGGAGGCCAAGUUCAAGCAUAUCCUUCAGCCUAUCGCUGCAGUAUGUAUUGCAGCGGAUCAGAGAGAACUUGUAGAUUUUGAUUCUUUCUUCACUCAUACAAUUUGUCAUGAGUGCUGUCAUGGGAUAGGACCUCAUACCAUAACACUUCCAAGCGGUCAGAAGUCCACAGUGAGAUUGGAACUGCAAGAACUCCACUCAGCUCUGGAAGAAGCAAAAGCUGAUAUUGUCGGCCUUUGGGCACUUAAGUUUCUUAUCAACCAGGGGCUGCUUUCUAAAACCUUGUUACAGUCUAUGUAUGUUUCUUUUCUUGGGGGAUGCUUUCGGUCAAUACGUUUUGGAUUAGAAGAAGCCCAUGGGAAAGGACAAGCUUUACAGUUCAACUGGUUAUUUGAGAAAGGUGCCUUCAUUUUGCUUGCAGAUGGGACCUAUUCUGUCAAUUUCACUGAGGUUGAAGCAGCGGUUGAGAGCCUUAGCAGGGAGAUACUAACCAUUCAGGCAAAAGGAGACAAAGCUGCUGCUGACUUGCUCCUUCAGAAGUAUGGAAAAAUGACAGAUCAUCUUCGAGCUGCAAUGGAUAAUCUAGAAAAGAUUCAGGUACCUGUGGACAUAGCACCUGUUUUCACUGUUGCUGACAAGAUAAUGUCUCAAAACCUUGUUUGA